Messenger RNA from Bombyx mandarina (wild silkworm), 938 nucleotides. It is a transcript of the gene CPR19, whose product is annotated as cuticular protein RR-1 motif 19. The record is from RefSeq and is a predicted model, not a curated record. Gene Ontology annotation, molecular function: structural constituent of chitin-based larval cuticle. Lineage: Eukaryota; Metazoa; Arthropoda; Insecta; Lepidoptera; Bombycidae. Gene Ontology annotation, cellular component: chitin-based extracellular matrix.
UCAGCGGCAUCCUGACCAACCUUGACAGCGAGCCAGCACCUAUAUAAGCUGAGGCUUGGUUUGGCAGAUCAUCAUUCUCUCAACGGGACCACUGUGAGCAUCAUGUCAAUGAUCAUCUUCGCAGCUUUUAUUGGUGUGUGCGCGGCGGGUGCCCUCCCAGCGUACGUCCCUCCUCAAUACCGCUUUUCGCCGGCUUAUUACCAGGAUGGUAGAGCCAGGUCGUCCCUGGAGGGGGGCGCCGCUAUCUUGAGGUCGGAAUCAGAAGUCAACGAACAGGGCUUCCACUACGCUUACGAUACAGAGAACGGUAUUUCUGCUGAGGCUUCAGGAGUUGAAGCUAAUGGCAUCCAGUCCCAGGGUCGUUUCUCUUACACCGGUGACGACGGUCAGGUUUACGCCGUGACCUACACAGCUGACGCUAAUGGCUAUCAGCCUCAGGGCUCUCACCUGCCCACCCCUCCGCCCAUCCCGGAAGCCAUCGCCAGGUCUCUACAAGAGAACGCCAGAGACGAGGCAGCCGGUAUUUUCGAUGAUGGAAGCUACCGCGACGCUAAAUACGAACCUGCCGUGAUCGCUGCCCGAGCCCAGUACCCCUACGCGAAAGGGCAGUACGUGAACCCUGCCUUCCGUCGCUUCUACAAAUACUAGAAACACCAAUACUACUCAUACCCUUCUUAUUUAUAAAGCAAAGCAGAUAAAUAUUCACAUCGUAAAUGAUAAAGCUGUGAAUUUUAGCUAAACUUUGUUUUAUAAGUACAAGGCUUAAUGUGUUUAAGGUAAUCUACAUUCUCGACAAACUUUCCUUCAGAGUGUUCGUUGUUAAGACACGCAGCGAGAACGUAGAGAUGCUCUUAAAGAGGCAAACUCAGCUAAGUUAUGUGCCAUUGUGAUUGUAAGUAUAUUUUUAUGGUAAAGCAAAUAAACGUUGAUUGACGAUA